CAACAACCCAAACACUCGACAGUCGGUGGUUUUGUGGUUGCCACUUUAGUCUUUGCUCGACUCGCGUUUGGUGCACAAGUCCGUCGGUCGUCGAUCCGAAGUCGUCGUCGCGAUUUUGUUUCAUUCUUGUUUGUGAAAAUUCCCACCCUCCUGUGUGAACCUCGCAAGAGAAUUGCAGCCGAGAGGAGAGGAUCCUUGAAAAAAUACUGUAACCGGUCGUGGCGACCUUGAUCCGAUCAUCCAUCCCCAAGAACCAGAACAACCGGAACAAGUUCGGGAAAAAAGACUCUCCACCACAACCCGUGACCAUGACCAUGGCACACGACCUAGGCUACGAUCUGGAGGAAGCCCUAAAGCGGGAAGGACUGAACCGGAAUGACCUCGUCGCGCUGCGAUCCCCGCCCAUCGAGGGCGUUCCGCUGGACAUCACCGACCGGCUGCUGACCUGCUUUCUGAGCGCGUGCAACCAAAACAUCGACGAAACCCGCAAGGUCAUCAAGAUCUUCUACGACGCCCGGCGGGACGGCCCCGAGCUGUUCAACGAUCGGGACCCGUUCAGCCCGAAGAUCCGCCAGUGCUUCCAGAAUCAAGACUACUUUCCACUUCCUCCGACUCCUUCGGGUUAUUCCGUGGUGUACCACAGGCUGAGCAGUCCCAAGGCGUCCAACUACUGCUUUGACGAAGCCGUCAAGACGUACUUUAUGCUGCUGGAGUCGUGCCUCACCACCGACGGUCCUCGACCCGGGCUCAUCUGCCUGUUCGACAUGAGCAACGUGGGUCUGACCCACCUGCUGCGCGUCAAGAUCAGCACAAUCCGCAAGUUCUUCCACUACCUGCAGGACGGGCUUCCGGCCAAGCUGAAAGCCAUCCACGUGCUCAACGCGGUGUCCUUCUUCGACAAAGUUCUCUACAUCAUCAAGCCGUUCAUCCACGCAGAGAUUCUCAAGAUGCUGUUCCUGCACGGUUCGAACGACAGCCUGGAGUCGCUGUACGAGGACUGGAUCCCGCGCAGCUGUUUGCCCUCGGAUUACGGCGGUGAGCUCAAGUCGGUUGCGGACCUGCACCAGGAGCACAUCAAAAAGUUCGAAUCGAUGCGACCUUACUUCCUGGCCGAGGAACGUCAACGGAACGGAAAGGGUGGCGACGACUCGGCACUGAUAGACGGGGCGAGCAAGAAAAUGAAAUCGUUGGACAUAGAUUAGCAUUUUGAAAUUGGUUUCGUUACGCGCGUAGUUGUAGUCGGUGACCUGACGGGUGCGGGUCAGUUUGAGGUGGGAAACAAAAUAAUCAAAACCUUCUAAGCUAAAACAAACGAUGUGAUAAAUAAAUUGGACAGUUCCCCGAAGAACUGAUUGUUGCAGAGCACAAAACAAACAAAUAACGUACGAUGGGUGGUGAGGGGUAAUUGUUUAAUAAACUGUGACAUAAUUAUUAUUUUAAA
Messenger RNA from Culex quinquefasciatus (southern house mosquito), 1441 nucleotides. Its product is annotated as alpha-tocopherol transfer protein-like. Lineage: Eukaryota; Metazoa; Arthropoda; Insecta; Diptera; Culicidae. The transcript has 4 exons. Gene Ontology annotation, cellular component: membrane. The record is from RefSeq and is a predicted model, not a curated record. The coding region runs from base 309 to 1202 and encodes 297 amino acids. Gene Ontology annotation, molecular function: phosphatidylinositol bisphosphate binding.